Molecule: messenger RNA, 357 nt
Organism: Exophiala dermatitidis NIH/UT8656
Lineage: Eukaryota; Fungi; Ascomycota; Eurotiomycetes; Chaetothyriales; Herpotrichiellaceae
Exons: 3
Coding region: 1-357 (118 amino acids)
Source: RefSeq, a predicted model, not a curated record
AUGGAUCAACUCAAAGGAGCCUUGAACAGCUUUACUGGUGGUGACCAAGAGCAGAAGCAACAAGUUCCCGGAGAACAGACCCAACAGGGCAGUUCCAGCGGAGGUGGCUUCCUGGGAGGUCUUGGUGACAAACUCAACUCGGCUGCUGGUGGUGGAAAAGAGAGUGAAAAGAACGAGGACUAUCUCGACAAGGGUGUUGAUUUCGUCCAAGAGAAGUUCCUUGGACAAGGACCACAAGAUAAUGAGAGUGCCGUCGAACAAGCCAAGGACGAACAGAUCAGUGACUUUAUCCGGAGCCAAUACAAGAGUGCGACCGGCAAAGACUUCCCCGUCAAGGACAAGGAAACCAAAUUCUAG